Penicillium alfredii is the source of this 1452-nucleotide messenger RNA. Its product is annotated as ACT domain-containing protein. Lineage: Eukaryota; Fungi; Ascomycota; Eurotiomycetes; Eurotiales; Aspergillaceae. The coding region runs from base 1 to 1452 and encodes 483 amino acids. Gene Ontology annotation, biological process: regulation of intracellular signal transduction; cellular response to L-arginine. The record is from RefSeq and is a predicted model, not a curated record. The transcript has 3 exons. Gene Ontology annotation, cellular component: cytosol.
AUGGAUCAAUCGAUAACUCUGAUUGAUGCUCAGGUGCACUUCCUGGAGGAACGGCUGGUGCUCGUGCACAUUCCUCUGGAGCUUUACCCGUACUUCCUAAAGCCGGUGCUGCGAUUGAUCUUUGAUGAAAUCACUCCGCUGGACGAAAGGGAAGAGAAUGAUGAUGAUAUCCUCGACGAUAUUGAAUAUCACUCUGAGAAGAAUUUGAGCAGACAGCCGGCAUUCCUGAAUGUCUCUAUCACCCCAGUGGAAGUUUCUAUCAUUUGUCCUCGACGCCUAGUCGACAAAUACUUCGUGCCUCUGAUGGAUCAACUCGGUCACCUGGACGGCUCCCUGCGGGAUCGCCUAGUCGUGAGCGAGAAUGAUUAUAUUGCCAUGCAAGUCCUCGGUCAAGGCCUCGAGGCUGGAAAGCGUGUUUUGGAACUGACCAGCCCGCUCGCACUGGCCGGAAUCUCCAUCUUUUUCAUUUCCACCUAUUUCUCGGACUAUAUUCUUGUGCCCCUUCAUAGCAAGAACAGCGUCAUGACCGCGCUGGAGAGCCGUGGGUUUCAAUUUGAUAACGCCACAGACACUUUUGUCAACAACCCUCUCAGCCCGACCACGGAACGACGCCUGAGUAGUCUCUUCCCCCCGGUCACCCCACCACCAUCCACAUUGAGUGAGCUACAAACACGCACUUUUGAGAGUCUUCGCAAACGCCAGAUCUCGCCCUACGUGGAUGACAGCCUCCGUCUGGUCCAAUGCGCUGCGCACCACCAGUACCAUCGCGAAGAAAGCUCCAUGUCUAUUCUACGCGAUGCCCUCACCACUGUUCUAUUAAUCGAUGAACCACGCUUUCUUUCUCUGACUCUUGCCGAUCUGGACCCUGCAGCAUCAUUGCUGCUUGAGGCGCGGCUUCUCCCCCGCUUUGCCCGUCAUACUUCCUCUCAUCAAGACUACGAAGACGGCUCGGGUCUGCUCCUAGGCUCCAAGGAAGACUACCUCAUUCCCAUCAUGCUCGAUCUGCGCGAUCUCUCCCUCGAGGCCACGGGUAUCGUGUGCGGUGUAGCUGGCAGACUUGCAGAAGCUGCUAAGCACACCGCGCAUGAGAGCAACCACACCAGCGACACUAGCCUCGUCGGUAGCCACGAGAGCAGUGUCAUUGGAUCUGUGCCCGCACUCUUCGACACUUUCGGGACUCGCUUGGCUCUCACUUCUGCAGACAAGAAGUCGCCGUCCCCUGCUCACAAUCUAACGUCCGCGCCCCAAUCCACCCAUCAUCUCAAGCCAGACCUGGACUUCUCUUCCGAUGCUGUCGAGAUUAGCUUCCUUAGCACUGCCCGUGCUGGAACUAUCAUCGUCGGCGAGGAUGAACUCCGUCGUGCCAUUGACGCGUUGGAGGCAGAGAAGAUGCAGGAGCCUCGUCCUGAAGAUGCACCGCUGGAUUAUGAGGCUCCCUCUGUGAGUGCAUGA